AUGUCUAUGAACAAUAAUAAUCCACCUAAGAAUCUCGGAGCCUCUUCAUCGCCCUUUGGCAAUGCCGGGAUGGUAGCCCAAUCUAUGCCAACAAACCCUACAUUUCCACAAUCACAAGCUCAAGCACAAAUCGGAGCUGGUUUCCAAGCUCAAUUCCAGCUCUCCCAAGCUCAGGCUAUUGCCCAUGCUCAGUCAAAAGCUCAAGCACAUGCCCAAGCUCAAGCUCAACAUGCUCACGCCCAAUUCCAAGCUCAGUUACAAGCUCAGGCGCUAUCCCUUAGCCAGAACCAAGCAGCUGGCAUUGGGAAUUUAGGGUCGUCUUCACCCUCCUUUUCCACACCUGGAAAUGCAAGUCUCAAGCGUUUCCCUCAAAAACCUCCAGUGCGCCCUCCUAGUGUUUCUCCUACAAACAUGAUGUCACCUAUGAGAACCAUGGAACUCACACCUGCUGCUCGUAAAAAGAAGCAGAAACUUCCUGAUAAACAGCUACAAGACAAAAUAGCCACCAUUCUGCCCGAAUCUGCUUUGUACACCCAGCUGCUCGAGUUUGAGGCUCGUGUUGAUGCUGCUCUUGCGAGAAAGAAAGUUGACAUCCAAGAGGCCCUUAAAAGCCCUCCUUGCAUUCAGAAAACGCUGCGCAUUUAUGUUUUUAACACUUUUGCUAAUCAGAUUCGCACAAUUCCAAAGAAGCCAAAUGCUGAGCCCCCUACUUGGACUCUGAAGAUAGUUGGGAGGAUCUUGGAGGAUGGUGUUGAUCCUGAUCAGCCUGGAGUGGUCCAGAAAUCAAAUCCCUUUUAUCCGAAGUUCUCAUCUUUCUUCAAGAGAGUAACCAUUUCUUUGGACCAGAGACUAUAUCCUGAGAAUCAUAUCAUUAUGUGGGAAAAUGCUAGAUCGCCUGCACCACAUGAGGGAUUUGAGGUGAAGAGAAAAGGGGACAAAGAAUUUACUGUGAAUAUACGCUUGGAAAUGAAUUAUGCACCAGAGAAGUUUAAGCUUUCGCAACCGUUGAUGGAAGUUCUUGGUAUUGAGGUCGAAACCCGUCCUAGAAUAAUAGCUUCAAUCUGGCACUAUGUGAAGGCUAGGAAAUUGCAGAACCAAAAUGACCCCUCUUUCUUUAACUGUGAUCCACCUCUUCAGAAAGUAUUCGGGGAAGAAAAGAUGAAAUUCACCAUGGUGUCGCAGAAGAUAUCUCAGCAUUUGUUCCCCCCACAACCUAUACAUUUGGAACAUAAGAUAAAACUUUCAGGGAAUAGUCCGGCUGGAACUGCAUGUUAUGAUGUGUUGGUUGACGUGCCCUUUCCAAUUCAAAGGGAAUUGUCUGCUCUUUUGGCCAACUCAGAGAAGAACAAAGAGAUUGAUACCUGUGAUGAAGCAAUAUGUGCAGCUAUAAGAAAAAUCCAUGAGCAUCGUCGCAGGCGAGCUUUUUUCCUUGGGUUUAGUCAAUCACCUGUAGAAUUUAUCAAUACAUUGAUAGAAUCUCAAAACAAAGAUUUAAAGCUUGUGGCUGGAGUAGCGAGCCGCAGUGCUGAGAAAGAGCGACGAUCAGAUUUUUUCCACCAACCAUGGGUUGAAGAUGCUGUUAUUCGCUAUUUGAACCGUAAGCCAGUUGCAGGAAGCGAUGCUCCUGGAAGCAUUGGAGGUGGUGGUGGUGAUGAAGGUGAAGUUGGUUGUUGUGGUAGUUGUGGUGGUGGGGAUGGCAGUUAUGGAGGUGGUGGCAGUAGUGGUGGCAGUGGCACCAUCGUGGUGGCGGCGACGGCGAUGUUGGUUGUGGAGGUGGUGGUGGAUGUGGAGGUUUUGGAGGAGGAGGUGGUUGUGUUGGUAAUGGUGGUGGUGAUGGUGGUGGUGGAUGUGGAGGUUUUGGAGGAUGUGGUGGUUGUGGUGGUGGAGGUGGAGGUGGAGGUGGUGAAGGAGGUAGUGGUUGUGGUGGUGGUGGCGGAGGAUGAGGAGGAGGAGGAUGUGAUGGUGGUGGUUGUGGAGGUAGUGAAUGUGGGGUGUAAGUGGUGGAGUGGAAUGUGGAAGUGGAGGUGGUGUCAUUUUUUAAAAUGA
Prunus armeniaca (apricot) is the source of this 2046-nucleotide messenger RNA. NCBI's taxonomy places the organism in Eukaryota, Viridiplantae, Streptophyta, Magnoliopsida, Rosales, Rosaceae. The record is from the annotation of a GenBank genome assembly.